Rhopalosiphum padi (bird cherry-oat aphid) is the source of this 1300-nucleotide messenger RNA. Its product is annotated as sentrin-specific protease 2-like. The transcript is spliced from 4 exons. Gene Ontology annotation, biological process: proteolysis. The record is from RefSeq and is a predicted model, not a curated record. Bases 364 to 1209 code for a protein of 281 amino acids. NCBI's taxonomy places the organism in Eukaryota, Metazoa, Arthropoda, Insecta, Hemiptera, Aphididae. Gene Ontology annotation, molecular function: deNEDDylase activity; cysteine-type peptidase activity.
AAUUGUAGGUUCACAUUAAGAUGUCUCAAAAUAAAAAGCGCAAAAUUGAUACCGAAUGCCGUGUUUUUAAUGAUAAUUGGAGUCUAAGUUAUUUUUUAUCGAGUAUCGAAAUAAAGCUAUGUGUUUGAUAUGCUACGAAACUGUGGCGGUAUUUAAAAAAUUUAAUAUUAAAAGACAUUAAGAAAGUAAACAUCAAAACAAUUACGUCAAUUGUGAAGAUGAUUGUGUAACGCAACCAAAACACCAAAGUUGUUUAAUUGUAGCAGUAAGAGAAAAUUCUUUGGUAUAUCAGGCUAGACCUUGUGAACGACAAAUCGAUUCAAUUAUCUUCACUUCCAUCAAAUUUAAAUUGAUAGUCAAGAUAUGGAUAAAAAUCUUCAUUUAGAAGUUAUUGACCUCGAUACCGAUGACGACUGUGAUGUCGAAAUAAAUUCUGGAGGAACCAGCAUAGCUACAGUGUCUGAAAAAAUAAAUUUAAAUCGCAUAACCUAUAUUAAAUCGAAUCGUCAAAAUAUAAUUUUUCCGGGAUACAAUACGAAGAUUUACACAGAACUAGUAAAUUAUAUUUGUAGUAAACAAAAGACUGAUUUACUGCAUUCUUCACAAUGUUGUGAUUCUAAAAUAGAAGAUUUAUUGUAUGUAUUCAAUCCACGAACAUGGCUUAAUGAUCGCAUGAUCGAUCAUUAUUUUACCCUUUUAACUAAAAGUGUUAAGGACCAUUCAAUAAUGAGCUUGGAUCCAUUUUUUUUAAAUUGCUUUGCAAUAUAUGGAAUGGAGAAAGCUACAAAAUCAAUAAAAGGCACAGUUAAAAAUAUAUUUAAUUUUGAUAAAGUGAUUAUUCCGACAAACCUACAAGAUAUUCAUUGGACUUUUACUGUGGUGGAUAUGAAGAAACAAACAAUAACUCUGUAUGAUAGUAAUAGUAAAAAAGUAAAUUUUUAUGAAUCUGAAAUUUGCUUAUUGCUGGAUUACUUAAAUGACGCAUACAACUUUAUAAGGAAGCCAUAUGAUAAACCGUUUCAAUGGAAAUUACGCCACGGGAGAUCUCCAUUGCAGAACAAUAAUUAUGAUUGUGGCAUAUUUACCUGUACAAAUGCCCGACAUGUCUUACUCGGAAAAUCAUUAUAUUAUAGUCAAGACGAUGCUCCACUUUUAAGACACAGGAUCACAUAUGAAAUAUUACAUGAUGUAUUGUUACCUACUCCUUAAUCCUACUCUCUUUUACCGAAUAUUCAUUUUGUAUAGUUUAUAAAAUUGUAAUAUAUUAUGUUAUAUUAAUUAUUAUGUUAACUUCUUGAAA